Messenger RNA from Ilyonectria robusta, 1632 nucleotides. RefSeq lists its product as uncharacterized. NCBI's taxonomy places the organism in Eukaryota, Fungi, Ascomycota, Sordariomycetes, Hypocreales, Nectriaceae. The transcript is spliced from 5 exons. The record is from RefSeq and is a predicted model, not a curated record. The coding region runs from base 1 to 1632 and encodes 543 amino acids. Gene Ontology annotation, molecular function: flavin adenine dinucleotide binding; oxidoreductase activity, acting on CH-OH group of donors.
AUGCGCGUGUACACGAAGCUUGCCGAUGAUGUGAACGAGGUCGAUGUGAUCAUUGCUGGAGGUGGCACCGCAGCAUGCGUCAUAGCUGGACGCCUGGCCGAGGCCGACCCUAGCCUGUCGAUUUUGGUAAUCGAAAGAGGCCAGGACAACCGCGGCGUUCAAAACAUCGAGAACCCUGUGUUCUUCCUAGACCACCUACUGCCCACUAGCACGACGGCCAUCUUCUACCAGGGCAACAAGGCAGGCCAACUGGCCGGCCGUGAGUUUAUCGUCCCCUCCGGUGGCACUCUCGGCGGUGGAUACCGGGGCGAGAAGGGUGUUCAUGGACACGAUGGCCCUGUCCACGUGUCUGAUGGCACAUUCCGCUCCGAGUAUUCUGAGAACGAAUUCAUCAAGGCUGCUGCUCAGGUCGGCUGGCCUGAGAUCAAAGACCUGCAGACGUUGGACGCCAUCAACGGCGUUGAGCGCUGGCUGCGCACUGUCAGCAAGGAUGGCAAGCGUCAAGAUACAGCGAGGGUGUACCUUCAUGACAAGCUCAACGGGAGUGACUACCCUAACCUCCAUGUCCUGACCGAGUCCAAGGUGGUUCGUGUCUUGCUUGACGGCCAGAAGCGCGCUGUCGGUGUUGAGUACACUCCAAACCCUGAAUUCCAAGCCGCAGUUGGUCCCACUCAGCACCCCAAGCUGACUGUCAAAGCACGCAAGCUUGCAGUGGUCUCUUGCGGUGCUUGUGGUACGCCCCCUGUGCUGGAGAGGUCCGGUCUAGGUGACCCUGAGAUCCUGAAGAGGGCGGGUGUUCCCGUUACUGUCAACUUGCCGGGUAAACCCGGGGGGCCGUCAGGUGUUGAUCAACAAGAAGGACAAAGUCUUGUGUGGAACUCCAUUGACAUCUCAUCCAAGCUUCGGCCAACGGAAGCAGAUGUGGCAGCUCUUGGUCCUGACUUCCAUGCUGCGUGGGACCGGGACUUCAAGAACGCCCUGGAUAGGCCUUUGACGCUCAUGGGCCUUGUAUCAUGUUUCCUGGGCGACUCUUCAACCGUCCCGGAAGCGCAGUAUCUCACUGUCGGUAACUACACGGCAUAUCCCUACUCGCGCGGACACGUCCAUAUUACAGGCCCUGAGGUCGACGAUCCGCAGGAUUUUGACGUCGGUUAUCUUAACGAUGCGCACGACAUCGACCUGAAGAAGCAGCUUUGGGCGUACAAGAAGCAACGUGCAAUCAUGCGGCGCACGGCAAUGUACCGCGGUGAGGUCGCGGCUGGCCACCCGCGCUUCCCGGCUGGUUCAGCAGCCGCCUGUGUCGACCUCGAUGAACCUCUUCGUGAUGUUCAGGACCUGGAGUACUCUGCUGAAGACGAUAAGGCGAUUGAGCAAUGGAUCCGAGAGAAUGUCGGCACUACGUGGCACUCCAUCGGCACUACGUGGCACUCUAUCGGCACCACAAAAAUGGCGCCUCGUGAGGAGUUUGGCGUCGUAGACCAGCACCUCAACGUUUGGGGCACCAAGGGUCUCAAGGUCGCCGACUUGAGCAUCCCGCCGAUGAACGUCGGCGCAAACGCCAACAAUACUGCGAUGGUAGUAGGCGAGAAAGCAGCAGACAUCAUCAAGAAGGAGCUAGGCCUCAAGUCAUGA